UUUCUGUUCAAGUUCAAGAUCAAAUUGUUUAAUUGAGAUGUCGCCACUUAUACACCUAAAACUGCACUUUUGUGUAAAAUAGGAAGCUAGUAGUUCAGUAGUAGUCCAUUAUCAAUAUUAGAUAAACUGUAAGUUUGAUAUUGAGGUGAGGGCUACACUAUAAGAAUGUUGAAAUGAAUUACACUGGCAACAACUGUAGUUGAUCCGUGCUGUAAUGGACCAGCUUCUUGUCAAAACAGGAAAUCCAAAAGGGGGCUGAAAGGGAGGGCAGAAAGUAUAAGCCUAUUUGAAGUGUAGUUUGCUGGAGUUCCUUGUUGUUCUGCUUUGACCUUCCUGGCUGUAAAAACAAAGUCUGCAGAUGCCGGGGCCAGCUGUUAGAGGACACAGAAUGGAGAUAUUUUCAUCCCUUCACCGCAGCACAUCGGAAAAACUUUGCCCCUGCUUAUCAAAGUUGUUUUCUUUUAGGGAGAGAUUCUACCUCGCAAGCCUAACAGACCCGGGCUUUGUCGCGUUCCUGUUCAACAAGCUCCAGCGUCUCCAGUGGCGCCACUUGGGCAGGCGUGCUAAAGGGGACAGCCUGUGUCAGGUCUGUGGAACCGCACUCCACCAGCUGAGACGCCUGGCCCUGCAGAAAGCCCUGGCCCUCACCGGAGACAUGCCCGACCCACAGUCCGGACCCAUCUCCUCGGCGCCGCCCCGGCGCUCUCCCACGUUCCAGGACUGGUCUGCGGAUGACCCGCCGGCCAAGCAGCCGGCCCGGCUGUACGACGACCGGAUUCCCGGGGAGAGGGGCGAACGGUCCCAGGGGGGACCUCCUCGCUGGGGCGGGGCCCAGAGCAGCUACGCGGCCGGGUCCAAGGCCGCCGGCCUGGCUACGGUGACCCCGGUGCCCACGCACGCACAGCACUACCUGGAGGGCGUGUGGAGAGUGUCCCGCGGCAGGAGGGAUCACCGACCACAUUCUACAACGACUCCAGGCUUGGGCCCUGAUGUGGAUAGAGAAUACAUGUCCCCCGAGAGUACCAUCUACGACUACGCUGCCAUCCCUCCAACCGUCCCACAGCCCCAGCCCACCUCCACCCAGUCCAGCCACACACCCUCCACCGCGGCCGCCUUCUUCAUCAGGGCCGCCCAGAAGCUCAGCCUGUCGUCCAAGAGGAAGAAACCCCAGCAGCCCCCGUCCCCGCCGGAGCCCGCGGAGCCUCUGGUUUACACGGGCGGCUUCAGCGGCGCCCUGCAGCUGUCACCUCCGGCCGUGCCACCAUGCCUCCUUCGGGCCAGGUCAAAGGUCAAGGACAGCCCGGGGAUGGGAAAGGUCAAAGUGAUGGUGCGCAUCUGCGCUGCCCAGGGCUCCAGUGACACUUCAGAGUCCCGGUCGUUCCUAAAAGUGGACGCACGCAAGAAGCAGCUCACGCUUUGCGAAACGCCUGCGAACAGCCACUCCAGUGCAGCCCAGAGGCGUGCCGCAGCCGCUGCCCCAAAGAUGUUCGCCUUCGAUGCAGUCUUUUCCCAGGACGCCUCACAAGCUGAGGUGUGCUCGGGUACAGUAGCGGAAGUCAUUCAGUCGGUGGUGAACGGUGCGGAUGGCUGCAUCUUCUGCUUCGGCCAUGCAAACCUGGGUAAAACGUACACCAUGAUUGGUCGAGACUGCUCCACACAGAGCCUGGGCGUGGCCCCGUGUGCCAUCUCCUGGCUCUUCAAGCUCAUCGAGGAGCGCAAGGAGAAGGCCGGGGCACGCUUCUCAGUCCAUGUGUCCGCCGUGGAGAUCUCCGGCCGGGAUGAGGCCCUGACCGACCUGCUGUCCGACGCCUCCUUGGGCAGCCUGCAGGACGGCCAGUCCCCAGGCGUGUUCCUGCGCGAGGACCCUGUCUGCGGAUCGCAGCUCCAGAACCAGAGUGAGUUGCGCGCGGCCACUGCAGAGCGGGCGGCCUACUUCCUGGACGCGGCGCUGGCGGCCCGGAGCACCAGUCGCCCUCAAUGCGACGAGGAGGGGAGGAGGAACUCCCACGUGCUCUUCACCCUCCAUGUGUACCAGUACUGCAUGGAGAAGAGUGCCAAAGGAGGAAUGUCUGGUGGUCGUAGUCGUCUACACCUGCUGGAUCUGGGCAGCUGUGAGACAGACCUGAGCAGGACCAGGGAAGGUGGUGGUGGCCAGUGUCUGUCUCUGUCUGCUCUGGGAAACGUCAUCCUCGCCCUGGCCAACGGGGCAAAGCAUGUCCCCUACAGGGAUAGCAAGCUCACCAUGUUGCUGAGGGAAUCUCUGGGCAACAUCAACUGCCGAACCACCAUGAUAGCACACAUCUCCGACUCACCAACCAAAUACAUGGAGACUCUCACCACCGUGCAGCUAGCCUCUCGCAUUCACCGCAUGCGGAAGAAGAAAUCCAAGUAUGCGUCCAGCUCCUCCGGAGGGGACAGUUCCUGCGAGGAGGGACGAAUCCGCAAACCACAUUUAAGACCCUUUCACACGCGAACCAUGGCCCUUGACCCGGAUAUGCCCACCUUGCUGUCCAGCGACCCGGACUACUCGUCCAGCAGUGAGCACUCCUGUGACACGGUCAUCUACAUCGGGCCUGGCGGUGCCACCAUUUCGGACAGAGAGCUCAGUGACAACGAGGGCCCGCCGUCCUUUGUUCCCAUCAUUCCCUCGCUGAACCGGAAACGCGGCAAAGACACUCAACGGUCGGAGGGGGAAUACUUCAAGUGCAACACCUUUGCGGAGCUCCAAGAGAGACUUGAGUGCAUUGAUGGCAGUGAGGGCCCAGCUGCCUUCACUGCAGAGGGCAAAGAAACAGCCCUGAAAAAUGAAGGUGGACCCUCCAGAAGCCCGGAGGAGUCUGCGUCCCUGAAAACUGUUAAACCUCCUACCCAAAAGUCCAACAUUGUCACAACAACCUCUAACACAGCUCAAGGUAAGUCUGAGAGGGAACAUUUCAAACUGUCCUCGGAUGUGGGCGUCUUGGAGAAUCACAAACGGACUAGUGCGGACGGGGAGAAGGUUGUGGCCAGUGUGAUUAAGCCGGGCAGGGUUUUGUCAAAUGACUCCGACCCAGUGGUGCGUGAGAAGGUCUACCUCAACAAAGGACCAACUUUGCCCAAACCCUUUGACUCUCCCUCUUUGCCAAGAUCUUCCAGAGCACCCUCCGAGAGCCUAGACGCCCUCUGCCGGGCACCCCCUGUGGGCAUGAGUCAGCAGGCCCUAGGGCAGGGGCCACCUGGGGGAUCCCUGGUCCUGGAGAGGGGCCAACAUGGCAGGGGUCCCAUGCAGGUGAGCCAUCUGCGGGCAGCCCUCAGAGGGAGGUGCUUGGAGAGAGACGUGUUAAGGACCACAAUCACCCUGCAACAGCCUGUGGAGCUGAAUGGGGAAGAUGAGCUGGUGUUCACCGUGGUGGAGGACCUGCACAUAGGCCUUGUCCCGGACAACGGGCGUCCAUCCAGCAUCAUCGGUUUCAACAGUGACUGCUCCCGCCAGGCCCUGGGCUCGGGCUCCCGUCCCGUGAGCAUCAUCAGCAGCAUCAAUGACGAGUACGACGCCUACACGGCUCAAGAGGGUGCAUCUGGGUUAAGCUCUGAGCUGACCACUGCCUUGCAGGAGGACCUAUUUGUCCACCACGGUAGUGGACAAUCUUCCAUUGGUUCUUGGCCGCGCAAGGCGAGCGUGUGCUCCCUGGAGAGCGAAGGCGGCGAAGUCACAGGUAAAUUCCUACAGAGGGCUAAGGGCAUGGCACCCGAAAGUGCAUCUGUUUUGUCCUCUCCUGGUAUAUUCCGUAGGGAACCGUUCUUGCAGCAUGGUGCUAAGAGCUCCCUAAAUGACAGUGGCGUCUGCUUCUCUGACUUGGAGAGUGACCCUGUCACACCAAGCAAGCUCUCCCUGACAAAGUGCCCACCGUCUCCUGACUCUACCAAAGCAUCUCUCAGAGGGUCCAAAGUGAGAGCGAACACUCUGAACACCUCGGCAUCUUCUCAGAUCCCGCACCGCGACGUCCACUCCAGUCUUCCCAGGAAAACCAAGCCUACCUCAUCGGUCGCACCAAGUUGUAGCAGGCAGGAGGGUAAGCCAGAUGACCUCUGGUUGCGAGGGUGUGGUCAUUCGGAUCCCAGAAGUAGCACUAGUGGCAUCCCUUCCAGAAAACCGGGAGGAAACAGCAACAGUGUGCCUCGACCACCAAAGGCACAGGCAUCCUUUUCAACUCAGAGGUUAGUUGACGGCUGUGAGAAGUCCAACUAUAAGAAAGCAGAGAGCAUGAGCAGGAUGCCACAGCUCAGGCGAGGUGCCACCACUCUUGGUGCAGUCUCAGUCCCCCAUAGUUCCCCUGAAUCAAAAUGGGGACGCGACAGCAAUUCUGGAACUGGCAGUCUGAGAUUCUCCUCUUUGGGGAAGAAGGCAAAUGGACAGAAAAGCAGCAUGCUUCCAAAAUCUGGCUCCGGGAGCAUCUCUCCUCCUGCACCACCUGUUCGCAAAUCAAGCCUUGAUCAAAAGACAAAAAUAGUCUUAUCUCCUAGUGCCUUAAAGGCAGCCAGCGAUGCUGCGAGGUUCCAAUUGCCUAAAACAUCAGUCUCUGUGGAGGAAAUCGAUGUCCAGUAUGGAAGGGAUUUGUUUAGUUACAAAACUGCGAGCUUGAAAGCUGACCGUGGCUCGGCCAAGACAGCGUCAAGCCUGAAGUCACGAGGAGCCAAAGGGGAUUCUGCAAGGUACUAUGGUAGCCUGAUGUCCUUAGAGAGAUGCGAUAGCCUAACCUCAGUGGGGUCUAAACCUGGCCUGUCUAGAGAGAAUAGUGGCACUAACUUAGGGGGCAAUGGGAAAUCAAAUAGAUCACUGUCAAGACUUGGGGUCCCCACCUCUACUACUUCCCUGCCCACGGCUUCCUCUCCGCCUUUCUCCACCUCUGGGAUGACAAAUAAGUUAGGACAGCUUAAAACGAAUACAAACGCCAGGACCGUGAUUGCGAGUGGCUCAAAGACUCGAACGUUGGCUGCCAGCAGCUCCAAGACUGUCGGCUCCUCUAGCAAAUCCCUCGACUCUCCAACUGCACGCAAUGCCAACUUACCACCAACUGGAAAGAAUCCGGCUGGUCCUGUGAUGGGGUCCAAUGGCAAGCCCGGCAGGGGCACAAUCAUGGGCACGAAGCAGGCAAUCCGAGCUGCCAACAGCCGUGUUAGCGAGCUUGUGGCCGGAAGCCCGAGGAAACACCCCAACCGUGGUCCAGAGGCCCCGGGGGAUGACGGCGACGACAGCGGGACCAGCUCGAGUGGGUCCCCCGCCGGCACGCCGAUACCCUCACCCUAUAGCAAGAUCACGGCCCCGCGGAGGCCCCAGCGUUACAGCAGCGGACACGGCAGCGACAACAGCAGCGUGCUCAGCGGGGAGCUGCCGCCUGCCAUGGGGCGCACCGCGCUCUUCUACCACAGCGGGGGCAGCAGCGGGUACGAGAGCAUGAUUCGGGACAGCGAGACAACGGGCAGUGCAUCUUCAGCCCAUGACUCCAUGAGCGAGAGCGGGGUGUCCGCGUCCAACAGGAGCAGAGUGUCUAAGUCACCCAAGAAGAGAGGGAACGGGCUCCAGCGCCGCCGCCUCAUCCCCACUCCCCUGCCGGACACCUCCUCCCUGGGCAGAAAGGCUGGCAUCCCCGGCCAGUGGGUGGAUAUGCCCCCGUUGGGCGGGACCCUGAAGGAGUCCUUUGAGAUCAAGGUUUAUGAGAUUGACGACGUGGAGCGGCUUCAGAGGGGACGAGAGGGCGCCUCGGGGUCAGAGGGCCUGCUGUACUUCAACGCCCGGCUGAGGAUGCUCGAGAAGAGGCAGCAGCACAUCAGGGAGCUGAGGGCCAAGUACGAGAGGUUGAAGGGAGAGCUGGAGCAUGCCAAGUGCAGGCUAAUGCUGGACCCCACCAAAUGGACUGGGGAGUUCGAGGUGGACACGGAUCUGGACAAGGAGUCCCAGGAGUACCUUGAGGCUUUGGAGCAGGCAACUGGCGAGUUGGAGUACUGUGUCAACCUAUGCAAGUCACGCAUCAUGAUGGAGACCUGCUUUGACAUUGUGGUUCCGGGAACCAGCGCCACACAAGCGGGGCAACAGAGAGGAGGAGUGGAGGUGUAAGAAAGCCAGAGCAUGUGAAAGACCGGUGGAAGCCGAAAUGAAACGGCAGCAGAGCCAAACAUUGGGUUUCUCCAAAAAGAAAAGUCUCUUGUGACAAAGCCUGAGAGAAUGAUGAUCAAAUCAAAUGAGGGAAGAAGGCAGAUGUGGCAGGAUGUGGAGAAAAUAAAGGCUUAGACGAGAAUGUACUUGUACAGUAGAGAAACCUUUGCUUUCAUCAGAGUUCAAUUAAAAGGAACUUUGGACAAACUUUGUGUGUUCUGUUUGGGAGGAAGUAUAGUUGGAAAAACCGAGGACAACCAAACACUUUUUGUCACUGUCACCAGGAUGUGCCUUGAUUUGACUGAUUCCAAGGAAAUAUUUAUUUGUAUUUUUUUUGGGAUCGGUGCUAGUCUUAAAAAACAGCAUACCUGAGCAAACUCUUCACGUAUUCCUUAUGAGAAAAAAUUUAUUUUGUAAUGUCAUGCUGUACAGUGUAUUUAUAUGAUUACAAAGUAUGUAAAAAGUAUCUUUUUUGGUAUGAGAUUAAAAAAAACAUGAAUAAAAUGAGAAAAAAAAGCAAUAAGUUGAUCGUUAUUGCAUACCUUUAACAAACCUAUAACAAACCUUUGCCUUUUUUUGGUUUAGAAAAAACAUGCCUUUCAACGCCAGCAGAGAGACGUUUUGUUGGCCUUUGAGUUUCCAGUGGGUUAGAACAAACGGUACAAAAACAUUUAUACCUCCUGCCAAUGGCUGCAAUACUAGAAGGCUGUGUCAGGAUUGAUCUGAGCUCAGAGUUGGCUGAUUUAUAAACUCAGUUGCUGUCAAUUAUGCAGAAACAUUUACAAUCUGUAUGGAAAGGCCGCUCAUGGUUACGGUGAUCUGGUGGGAUUACGAUCUGCAAACAGACAGAGACAGGGAGAGAGGGACAUUUCCCUGAGGUCUUUGCAGUGGUGUUUCACCUUUUAGAGCCUGAGUGAUGUGACCGUUGGCAGUUCGUAAAUCAGGGCUCGUGCCAGUUGCCAAGUGCCCGAGACCUGAUCCACCGGGGCAGUUCUGCAUGUGUUGUUAAAAGGAAGUGUAGAGAAUCCAUGCCAAGAUUUGUGUAGACAAUUUUGUUUAUUUCCACCGGCCUGCUGUGUUGUGAUCUACUGCAAUGAGAUUCCAGUCAAUACAAAUACUCUAUUUGUUUUGAAUCUGCAGCUUUUCGCAGAUAUGUGAAUUCACCAAUCGUCUCCCUCCUACCGAGUCCUUUUCAAAACUGUAUUGGAAAUGGAAUUGACUCAAAUCCACCCCAGACAUUUAUAAUGGACGUGUGCACGUGAGAACCCCCAAAAUGUGUCAGAGCCCUGAAAUGUAUGACUAAACAAGUAUCAAUCAAGUGGCUACGAAAAGGACACAGAACGAUGUCAGUUCAAGAGUUAGAGGGAAGAAGCCAAAAUGGUGAUAAGCCAACUGCCAGAGGAAAUACUGACUCUGACUAUGCAGUCCGUCCCAUCAGUGCCCAUCAGUGUGCAGUGAACCGAAUACCAUAAGUACAUAGUUUAUUUGUUCCAUUCCGGGUAGACGGUGCACUGUGUCCUGUUCUCCUGUAAUAUCUGUCCUGAAAGCUAAGUGCUUAUCUUGAAUGCUACCCUGGACCUCACGGAAGAGCUCCAGGAUGUCUCUGAGAACUUCUCCUGAGAGUCAGUGGAAUGUGUGAUCCGUCAGUUGGCGUCGACGCAUUUCACUUCCUGCUUCAAUGUCAAGGAAUCAACAAACAUUUACCUCUGUUGAUGUUUGCUGUUUUUUCUUCAUGUUGCAUACACAUGUCCAUGUCCAACAGUCUGAUGAAAUGUAAAAGUUUUUUGUCCUACUGUGAAGGAAUUUUCUCAGGCCUGUUUUUGUUGCUGCAUGACAUCUUCUGUUAUCCUUUCUGUAACAUAUUGUUAUUUUAUAUGGUGGUCUUUCAUUUUUCCGUACCAGUAAAAAAAAAUGUUUUG
Messenger RNA from Esox lucius (northern pike), 8052 nucleotides. RefSeq names its product kinesin family member 26Aa (gene kif26aa). The record is from RefSeq and is a predicted model, not a curated record. NCBI's taxonomy places the organism in Eukaryota, Metazoa, Chordata, Actinopteri, Esociformes, Esocidae. Gene Ontology annotation, biological process: microtubule-based movement. The transcript is spliced from 14 exons. The coding region runs from base 359 to 6094 and encodes 1911 amino acids. Gene Ontology annotation, molecular function: microtubule binding; ATP binding; microtubule motor activity.